Messenger RNA from Uranotaenia lowii, 984 nucleotides. RefSeq lists its product as uncharacterized. Gene Ontology annotation, biological process: maturation of SSU-rRNA from tricistronic rRNA transcript (SSU-rRNA, 5.8S rRNA, LSU-rRNA). The record is from RefSeq and is a predicted model, not a curated record. Gene Ontology annotation, cellular component: nucleus. Lineage: Eukaryota; Metazoa; Arthropoda; Insecta; Diptera; Culicidae. The coding region runs from base 170 to 898 and encodes 242 amino acids. The transcript is spliced from 3 exons.
GCAUAGGUUUUUUUCUGACCAGGUAACCAUCAACAAAAAACAUUCGGAAAAUGUGUUCCCAAUUUUUUGCUUAGAUUUUCGGUACGGAUAUUCCGGUUUUUUCCUUCCGAUCGAUCAUAUCGAACCUGUUUGCGGUUGUGGAACUUAAGAACCCCGUUCACCUAGCAUAAUGGCCUACACAAGCGCGAGUGUACCGCUGCCGGAACUACAAGCACGCUUCAAGGAAGUGGUAGUGAACAUUUUCAAUCGUUGGACCGCCCUUCGGUUAGCCGUGGAACAUGGAAUGGGAGGUUCCUUGGGAUUGAAUACAGCAAUCGAAAUCAUCGACUACGUCACCUGUUACUGUACCGAAAGCAAAAAUGUGGACACGAUCGAUCUGCGGGAGGUGCUGGAGGAAAUAAUGGACCAGGAGUUCCAGACUAUCUGCGAGGACGAGUCGAUCGACGGUAAGGCGGAAGUGUCCCGAGCAGAAUUGCCGCUAGUAAUAACUACUGCAAGCAGGGACGAUCACAGAACAAAAAUUUCGGAAAUCAGUCAUCUGCUGAUAAAAUAUCUCAACCUACUCAAAGAAAAUAAACCGGAACAGGUACAGCUAGACCUGAGCCGGAUGGGUCCGUGUGAGAUUUGGAUUAAGUCGGGCAAUCGGAUAAAGAUGCAAAAGAUCGACGACAGCAGCGGCACCGAUGAGGAUGAUGAUCCGAUCGGCGAUGACGACGAUGACGAUGAUGAUGAUGAUGACGAUGCGAUGGAAGUGGAAUCAGGUACAGCAUCGGGGCGGGGAUUCGCUGCCGUAGGAGGUCCGGUUGUAAAUCCCAGCACUGCUGGUUCGACUAGCAAGUUCGUGGAGGAAGAUGUGGACCCCGAAUGGACGCAGGUACGUGGACGGCGGCGGAGGUAAGGUAAGCGUUACCUUCUUUUUUCAUUAUUUUUAAAUGAGAUUUACACACUGCCGGAAGGCUGUAAAUACAUGGCUGUUGAAAUAUG